This is a messenger RNA of Solea senegalensis (Senegalese sole), 1922 nucleotides long. RefSeq names its product synaptoporin b (gene synprb). Lineage: Eukaryota; Metazoa; Chordata; Actinopteri; Pleuronectiformes; Soleidae. Gene Ontology annotation, cellular component: synaptic vesicle membrane; synaptic vesicle. The coding region runs from base 1 to 918 and encodes 305 amino acids. The transcript is spliced from 5 exons. The record is from RefSeq and is a predicted model, not a curated record.
AUGUGUAUGGUUAUAUUUGCUCCGAUUUUUGCCAUCUGUGCUUUUGCGACAUGUGGAGGAUACCAUGGUCAUCUCCAGGUUAAAGUUGACUGUGCAGACAGGAGGCAGAGUAACCUCAGCAUCAACAUUGAUUUUAAUUAUCCUUUCCGAUUACAGCAGGUGCAUUUCAAAGCGACCUUGUGCGAGACGAAAAGAGAGGAGGUUCUCUUCCUGGAUGGAGACUCUUCUUUGGCUGCUCAGUUUUUCGUGACUGUGGGUGUCUUUGCCUUCCUGUACUCGCUGCUAGCAACCGUCGUCUAUGUGUUCUACCAGAACAAGUACCUGAAGAACAACAGAGGUCCACUUGUGGAUUUUAUCGUGACCGUCAUCUUCUCCUUCAUGUGGCUCAUCAGCAGCUGCUGUUGGGCCAAAGCUCUCUCUGAUAUCAAGACAGCCACAAACCCAACGCAGCUGCUUCUGCUCAUCUCAGCCUGCAGAGCUCAGGAAAACACAUGCACGGCUACCGAGGAGCCUCUUUGGUCACGUCUUAAUACGUCUGUGGUGUUUGGUUUUGUCAACGUCGUCCUCUGGUUCGGAAACAUCUGGUUUGUCUUCAAAGAGACAGGCUGGUACAAGACAGGUCAGAGAUACCCGACCAGGACGGCGUCUGGGAAACGCUCCAGUGAGAUGCGGCAGCGGCUCUACAGCGAGAGCAGCUUUGACCAGCCGGAGGAGAGCUUUGGUCCACACUACUCCAGACAAGAGAGUUUCAGUCAGUCAAAGGGGGAUUACGGUCAGCACCUCCCCAGGCAAGCGAGUCUCAACCAACCACAAGUAAGCUUCAGCUUACCACAGACAUAUCUUGGCAAACCUGUAACUCAUGACAGGGAGAAUAGAGUGGCUUCUCAAGGGCCAAUGAUAUUUGUCAAUGAGAUGUGAUUUUACCGAGUGAUUGACAGUGUUGUGAAAAGUGUAUUGUAGAUUAAAUCUGACUAAAAACUGAAUAUACGGUAUAUAAGGAAAAUGGAGACAUAAAUAAUGUUACUGAUGUGAAUUUGUUUUUCUGUUUGUGUGCUCCCUCUGGAUAAUGUGAUGUACUUGAGGGCUCGUCCUGAUGAUUCGAGGUCCUGCCACAAUACACAAUGAAGACAUUUGAAUAAAGUUUUAUUGGCUAUAAGGAAUAACAUUUUUCAUUUUUGCAUAUUGCAUAUUCUUACCUGUACCUGUUCCUUUUGACACAGAAAGAAGAGGAAAAGCAUUACAUAUUAUUUUCAUGGAACAAUAAUGUAUAUUAUGUGCAGUAUAACUACAGGAAUAGCUGUACCAGAUCUAAAAACAAAAAAAUCUUUACUGUUUGAUUGCAUGUGUUAUUCGUUUGUCUUUAUUGAUGGUUUCCUGGUAUAAUAACUGUUUUAAAAUGAAAGUGGAUAUUGUUAAAACUUUAUAUAUGUGAUGAUGUUAUUUAUUUGUUUAUUUAUUAUUUUUACAUGUAAAUACACGUGUGGUUACUUUUUCAUGAUACCUGUGUCAUACUUUAACUUUGAUGUAAAAUAUGCAUUAUAUAUUACACCAUCAUUGUCACAGUCCUUGGCAUUAUACUGAUCUGAUUAUUAUACAUUAAAGCUAUAAUUUCAUAAAGGAAAUAUAUAUAUUUUUUGACAUAAUUCAUAAUUCAUACAAUGCAGUUUAGAGAAAAAUGAAACAAGAGUCUGGGUCAGCAAGAGAUGAAGGAAUUGAAUUGAAUUUAUUUAAGUGUUUCUGUAAGUAUUCUUUUUUCCACUGAUACUCAGGGAAUCACUAAUGAAUAGUGACUGUUGCCUUAAAUACCAAUGUAGACAUUAAAGCAUGUUUCACACUGUGUAUCAGGAUUAUCUCUCUUCCUGCAAAGGUCAAACGGGAUGAGAUAAUCCAUUGUGGUAUCAGUUUCAUCCUGUCUAAGACAA